UCUUAUGGGUGAUCUUCUAUUCCUUCAGGUUCCAUCUAGCGUGUGCGUGUGCACACGUUUGUGGACCAUGAAGCACCAGUCCAUCUCCCGAUGGCUGAGUCAGCUGGGACUGCCGCAAUACUGCACUGCGCUGGAACGAGAAUAUGAUGGCGUUGAGGACCUGCUGUACCUCACAGAAUGCGACCUCCUGGACAUUGGUGUUUACAAUCACCUCCAUCGUUUGCACCUCCUCACCUCCUUACGCCUCCUCCAGGAGGGAGAGAGGCGGAAAGAGUGGAGGAUGAUGGCCGAGGGGCGUUUUGCCAGCCUGCCCAGGUCGCUCCAUGCACAUCACACGCUAGGAGGCACGUCGCAUAUCCACGUCCCUGCGCUCGGUGCUCCCGCUGGGAGUCGCUGCCCCUCAAGAAAGCUGCAAGCCUCCAUUACCUCCUCGAUGGACCUUCUCAGCUCAAGACCAAGUCUCGCUCCGGGAUGUCAUGGAUCGGAGUUCCCCGCAGCUUCUUACCAGCACAUUUCCAUUCAUGGAACUCUGCCUCGACGUAAGAAGGGAGGCUCCACCAACACCUGGGACCCCAGAGACCAUCACACUCAGUCAGUGCUUAGCGGGAGCCCAACACGGGUCCCUCAGCCCAUGAGUAUUAGCGACGACUUCCACAGUUACGGGGAGCGGACAGCCGCCGCUUUGGACGCCGCCGUGGACUACGUCAAGUUUUCCCAGGAUCAAUUUAUCCUGGAUGGUCCAUCGGAGAAGCUUCGCAGAGAGUUGGAGGAAGAAUUGAAGAUGAAUUGCGAAGAGCCCAGAAGCCAUGCUUGGUACCACGGAGCGAUACCCCGACAGGUUGCUGAAAACUUUGUCCAGCGAGAUGGAGAUUUCCUGAUUCGGGAUUCGCUGUCCAGUCCCGGAAGUUAUGUUCUAACUUGUCAAUGGCGAAAUACAGCCCAACAUUUUAAAAUCAAUAAAAAGGUUGUGAUGCUGAACGAAGCCUAUUCCAGAGUUGAGUACCGUGUGGAGCGAGAGGGUUUUGACAGUGUUCCCGCUCUAAUAAGAUAUUACGUGGGCAACCGCAAACCCGUCUCCCAGGUGGUGGGCGCCAUUAUCUUCCAGCCCAUCAACCGCACGCUGCCGUUGCGCUGCCUGGAGCACAAGUACGGAUUGUCCGGUAACCCUCGAGAGGCGGGGCUGAUCGAAGAGGAGCGGCGGCGUCAGAAGCGCCUCAGCCUCAACAUCACCAACGGACACUUACAAGACAACACACACGGCGGUCACGAUGGCGCACACUACCACAAUAACGGCAUGGCCCGAGGAAGCCAGCUCAGGUUGAAGGGUCGUUGCGGCAGCCAACCAGCAAGCCUCAAUCAACUCCCGGAGAAGCGGCGGCCGCUCAAAGCGCACCAAUCCGAGAGCUUUCUGCCACUCGGAUCCAAACCCCUGAACCAGCAGCACUCGGACACCAAUCUCCACAGCCCAAAUACCAAGUCUCCCGUGUUCCGAACUGGCAGCGAACCGUUGCUCAGCCCGUCAGUCCCGCGGAGGUUGGCGGAGCCACUGGCAGGUCAGCCGAUCCGGGGCUCUGACAGCCAGCUGUGUCCGAAACCUCCACCCAAACCCAGCAAGGUUCCGUUGGCACGACUUCCUCGUUUCCCAGGUCUGCCCCCCAACACCACAGAGCCCCCCUGCCCCAGCCUCUCUUUACCCACUCUGGACUUGCCGUGUGGGGAACCCCCUCUUUGUUCGUGGAGGACCGGAGGUCCUCCUACACCUCCGGUGAAGUCUUUCCACGCGGACCUGCAAAGCUCUUCCAGCUGUGCACUCGCACAGAUUCAGUAUCCCGACUCUGAGGCGAUACCAGGACGAAGUGAAUGCCUGGCACAGACUCCCACAGACCUCGGGUCCUGCAGCCCGCUGGAAUGGAAUGAACCCGACUUGAUUCCAGGCAACGCCCAUGAACUCGAGCAGCUGCCGUGCAGCUAUGUUGAGAGAUUGAGGCAAGAGGGCGAGGCGGCGGAUGCGACGGGAGGGCAGAGAGGGCUGGACCGAAGCUCCUACCAUCACGCCAUCGAAGCUUUAGAAAACACCAGUGAGGACGAAGAGGAGGACGCGGGGAGGGAGGAGCGGGAGGACGAAACCAGAAACGUGUUCCUAAGGCCGCUGGUGGAGACGGAGUCGGCGUUCCGACCGACGGAGUUCCACUCUCGCCUUCUGCCGGCCGAAAACAAACCCCUGGAGAUGUCGGUUUUGAAGCGAGCCAAAGAGCUGCUUCUGAGCCACAACCACCACAGCAUCGCCAGGCACCUGCUCGUGGCCGACUGCCAGGUGGCGAGGAUACUCGGUGUGUCGUCUGAGCAGAGAGGUCGGAUGGGGGUCGAUUCGGGCCUAGAGCUGAUCACCUUGCCGCACGGACGACAGCUGAGACUGGACCUGAUGGAACGACAUCACACCAUGGCAAUCGGCGUGGCUGUGGAUAUUCUCGGGUGUACGGGCAGCAUGGAGGAGCGAGCGUGCACUUUGAAUCGCAUCAUUCUGGUGGCACUGGAGCUGAAGGACACUGUCGGUGACCUCUUUGCGUUCACCGCUCUGAUGAAAGCUCUGGAACUGCCACAGAUCAGUCGUCUGGAGGGCACAUGGACGACUUUGCGGAGGAACUACACGCAGACUGCCAUCAGCUAUGAGAAAACUCUCAAACCUUUCUACAAAAAUCUCUACGAGGGAACGGCCUCGCGUCCUGCCGUGGUGUGCGUUCCCCUCCUGUUGCCCCUUCUCACUUUGAUGGAGCGUCCGUCCGUCUCACCGGAAGGGGCGGAGCUCUGGGAGACCAGCGACCAGGGCUGUGACAUCAUGCUGCGGCACCUCGAGGCGGCACGCGAGGUCGCGCACGAUGCUCGGAGCUACACCGAGAACGCACAGAGAAUCAUGCAUGGGUUCCAGUGUGACGAGGACUUGCUGGAGGUGUUCAAGACGGACUUUCAGCUGCGGCUACUGUGGGGGAGCCGCGGCGCUUCGGUCAACCAAUCGGAUCGCUACAGCAAAUUCAACCUGAUCCUCACGGCACUGUCAAGGAAGUUGGAGCCCCUACCCAAAACGCACACUUUAAUUUGACUCAUGAUUGGCAGCAACAUACGAAAAUGUGCCGUGUAACCUCAUUGCGAAAGAAACAUCAAGUCAUGCCAAGCGAUCACAUUCAUAAGCAAUAACGGGUUCAAUCGAAGGCGAUACAAAAGCAACUGUAAAUACAAAUACAACACCACUCUUGUGAUGCAAUGAUAGUGUUACCAUGAGAUGGUAUUUUUAGUCAGGCUGAUACGAUGGUCAUCAUGCGUUCAGAAUGUCAUCUAUGAUGCGUCACAAAAUGUACUUUCAUUCCCUCAAAAGAUAUGUCGGAAGCAGCCGGAUUAAGAAACGCUUUAACUUGAGCAGCACUUGUGUAUUGUAUACAUACAAUGACGCUCCUGUGUGUUCCCAGACAAGAGCUGGAGUGUGGCGGCGCCCGAAGGAAGGGCGGUAUGUUGCAAAAAUCGGGGGACAAAACUUGCACUUUCUGAGAGAGCAGACGUCUGUGUAUCAUGUCGAUAAAAGUAACUGUCAUUCCACAAGACUAAUGCGGAGUUGAAGUUCUUGAUUUCAGUCUCUUUACACAAAGCCAGCUAAAACGAAAUCGCCCCGAUACUAAAAAGGUCCGAAGUGACUCAUUGGGGCCGCUUAUUAUGUUAAAUCACGUAAAUAGUUUGAUUCCAUUUCAUAUUUAAAACAGAGGACGGGUGUGUGUGUAAAUGUGACGAUACACACAAUUAUUGUAUGUGAAGGUGUCACGAAAGUUGAACUGUAAAUAUUGUGAAGCAUUGACCCCUUUUGUUUUGUAUAUAAUUAAGAAAGAAGAAAAUGUGUCAAGGAAUUUGAAUGUUUAUAUUCUGAACUACUACUGUGGUAAGUUUUAAUAAAUAUGGUACAUGUCCUGUGGA
Hippocampus comes (tiger tail seahorse) is the source of this 3957-nucleotide messenger RNA. RefSeq names its product BCAR3 adaptor protein, NSP family member (gene bcar3). Gene Ontology annotation, molecular function: phosphotyrosine residue binding; guanyl-nucleotide exchange factor activity. The record is from RefSeq and is a predicted model, not a curated record. The transcript has 18 exons. The coding region runs from base 5 to 3097 and encodes 1030 amino acids. Gene Ontology annotation, biological process: small GTPase-mediated signal transduction; positive regulation of peptidyl-serine phosphorylation. NCBI's taxonomy places the organism in Eukaryota, Metazoa, Chordata, Actinopteri, Syngnathiformes, Syngnathidae.